AUGGCAUACGAAGGCCGGGAAGGCCGAGAAGGUCGAGAUCACGGUGACAAGGGGUUUGGAUACGGCGGUGGAGGCCAUGAUGGACCACCACCGAGGGCUAGGGGCAGACGCCCCGUCACCGACUAUGGUGCAACUAUCGUCCACUGGAUGCGCCAUCGCCAACCGCGCUACAAGGGCUCGUACACGGGGGAGACUGAAAGACCGAGUAACAGCUACAUAGUCGAUAUACUCCCCCCUCAUGCGAGGACAACCAGCCCAGCAGACUCAGUGCCGACACGGCAUCUUCACUCAUCCCUCAACAAGAUCAAGCACCCCGUCAACGUGGUGCGAUGGACACCCGAAGGCCGGCGGUUGUUGACCGCUUCUAGCAGCGGCGAGUUUACCCUCUGGAACGGCACUGGCUUCAACUUCGAAACCAUCAUGCAGGCGCACGACUCGGCUAUCCGCGCCCUGGCAUACUCGCACAGCGACGACUGGCUGGUGUCGGCCGAUCACGACGGCAUCAUCAAGUACUGGCAACCCAACUUCAACAACGUCGAGAGCAUCCGCGGCCACACCGACCCGGUGCGAGACCUAGCUUUCAGCCCGACUGACGCCAAGUUUGUCACGGCCUCAGACGACUCGACGCUGCGGAUCUUUGACUUUGCGGCCGCCACGCCCGAGUCGACGCUGAGCGGCCACGGCUGGGACGCGAAGAGCUGCGACUGGCACCCAACCAAAGGCCUGAUCGUAUCAGGGUCCAAGGACCACCUGGUCAAGCUGUGGGAUCCCAGGACGGGCCGGUGUCUGACGACGCUGCACGGCCACAAGAACACCAUCACCAAGACCGUAUUCGAGCGAGUGCGCGGCCAAUGUCUGGCCACGUCUGCGCGCGACCAGACCGCCCGCGUGUUCGACCUGCGCAUGAUGCGCGACAUCUGCCUGCUCCGCGGCCACGAGAAGGACAUCUCCACACUAGCCUGGCACCCGGUCCACUCAAACCUCCUCAGCACCGGCGGCUCCGAGGGUUCCCUCUUCCACUACCUCCUCGACGAGCCCAACACCCCCCCAGGCCACUCCGCCUCCAUCGCCCCCUACGACAGCGCCGACCCGGCCUCCACGCCAGCACAAACCAUCUACCCCGCCCACCGCGUACCCUACGCCCACGACUUCGCCAUCUGGUCCCUCGACUGGCACCCGCUCGGCCACAUCCUCGCAUCCGGCUCCAACGACCGCAUCACGCGCUUCUGGGCCCGCGCCCGCCCCGGCGAGGCCGACUCCUUCAACGACCGCUACCACAUCGGCGAAGCCGCUGCCGAAGCCCAAGGCACCUGGGACCGCCGCGGCCACCGCCACAUGCGGCAAGCCGAAGAAGAACAGGAACUCGAAGACGAAAUGGACGGCCUAGUCGACCAAAAAAUGCCCCUCAAACAACAACAACAACUGCAACAACACCUCCAAAACAACCCCCAAACCCAACCCUUCCCCCUCCCCGGCGGUCUCCCCGGUCUCCCCGGCAUCCCGGGUCUCCCAGGCCUCCCAGGCCUCGUACCCCCUCCCCCACCCGGCACCGCCAUCCCCGGCAUGGGCAGCACCAGCGGUCCCAAUCCCAGCGCUACAGCAGCAGCAGGCGCCCCUCCGCCUUUCCCCAUCCCCGGCAUGCCCGUCCCACCACCCCCGAUCCCUGGGAUGCCCCUCCCGCCUCUGCCCGGUCUGGACGGGAAGAACCCGCCUGACUUCGCCGCUAUCGCCGAGAUGAUGAAGAAGCACGGUAUCGUCCCGCCUCUUCCUCCUCCUCCACCCGGAGCAGCAGCAGCUGCUGGCGCAGGCAGCGGGGAGCUUCCCCCGGGCUUAAUCCCCCCUCCUCCCUUACCGGGAAUGCCGCCUGGGUUUCCACCGGCUUUACCGCAUGGUUUUCCGCCGCCGCCGCCUGGGUUUGUGCCUGGUGCUGGUGGCGGUGGUGCUGGUGGGGUUCCUGGAUUGGGACAGCAGCAGCAGCAGCGGCAGGGGGAUGGUGGUGGUGAUGAUGGCGGUGCAGGCCGUAGGAGGGCGCCGUUGCCGAGUCAGGAGGAGAGUUUGAGGAUGGAGCAGAGUAAGGGGAAGUAUACUCGGGUUAAGUAA
Messenger RNA from Dichotomopilus funicola, 2100 nucleotides. Its product is annotated as WD40-repeat-containing domain protein. The record is from RefSeq and is a predicted model, not a curated record. Gene Ontology annotation, molecular function: protein binding. Lineage: Eukaryota; Fungi; Ascomycota; Sordariomycetes; Sordariales; Chaetomiaceae. The coding region runs from base 1 to 2100 and encodes 699 amino acids. Gene Ontology annotation, cellular component: mRNA cleavage and polyadenylation specificity factor complex. The transcript has 3 exons.